This is a messenger RNA of Haemorhous mexicanus (house finch), 5014 nucleotides long. RefSeq names its product DENN domain containing 2C (gene DENND2C). The record is from RefSeq and is a predicted model, not a curated record. The transcript has 19 exons. Lineage: Eukaryota; Metazoa; Chordata; Aves; Passeriformes; Fringillidae. Bases 1801 to 4632 code for a protein of 943 amino acids.
GCCCGCGGGGAUGGCCAGAAGCCAUCGUGCUGUCGGUGCCCCUGGGUGAGCAGAGCAGGUCACGCCUGCAGAGGGUCUCUCCCACCGCCCCGUUCUGUGGCUCUGUGCAGAGCUGUACGCGCUGCUGGGCUGUGCUGGGUUAGGGCUCGCUGCGUGUUUGUGCUUUGUUGCACUGAGGUACCUGGGGCUGGAUGGGCACAGAGCUCCCUGGGCACGCUGGACCAGUCUCCCCUUGCCUUCCCCGGCUUGCUGCGUGCACACAGCCUUCUGUUCCAGUGACAUGGCCUGGCUGGGAGGGUACCUGGCUGUGACAGAGCCCAGGCUCUGCUGGAGCAAUUCCUCCUCGGAGCUGGGAGUGAUGGAAGGAAAGUAGAAGAGAAGUUGCAGGAAAACCAGCCCCUGGAAAUGUGUAUUUGAGCAUUGGUGGCUGGAGGAUCUGACCUGGAUGUGACCUUGAGUCCUAGUGCUGUCCAUUGCUACUUGGCAAAGUUUUUAUCUCAGUCUUCUCAGUUGUAAUAAUCUAACAUGGAUAUGACUCAGUGACAGCUCUGGAACACAUUAUCUGAAUGGUGUCUGAGAGGUUUUCUGGUGCUGCCUUGGUCUGCACCCUUUGAACCUCCUGGGGCAGCUGCCUUGGUGCUGCUGAGACAUUCCCAAAGGAAUGAGUGGUUGGUUGUGGCCCCACACAGCCUGUCUAGGAUAGCCCAUGUAAAGGCACACAGGCUUUGUGACUUUCCUUUGGAACCUCACCUCUGAUGGUGGCACUGGGGAAGUGCUCCAGGAUAAGUUGUGAUUGAUUUUUAACUCCAUGCCCAGCUUGUGCCUCAUUUCUGGUGUGCAGCUGCAGCAUUCCUGGGGCUGGCAGCCAGCCUGGGGUGUAGGGGCUGAGUCAACUGCUGUUGUCAGUAUUGCUACCCUGGGCAUUCAGAUCCUGUGAGUCAGGUCAAAACCCCACGACUUUAAAAAUAGUACGUUGUGGGUUUUGUCCAUGGGCACCCUGGUGUAGCAGCCUUCAGGGCUUAGAUGCUGGAAGUGCUCUGGUUUGGGAUAUUUUUAUAACUUGCUUUCAGGAAGUUGAAUUUCAUUACUUCAGAAAAGAACAGUCAGUAGAAAAGUCAUAGGACCCAUGAGGGUCAGACUUAACCUCCUUUUGCUGUGUAAUUGGGAUUAGCAGCACAUUUUCUGUGUCCAGGGGCUGUGGCCAUGGAUCUAAUGAGGCAGAACUGCUCCUCAGUAGGAGAUGCAGCAGCAUGGAAGGAGUUAAUACCUCGUGGUUAGAGUAGCUUUUUAUCGAGAUGGAAAUGACUAAGCACUCUGCAUUCCUGGAGAGUUACUUAUUUUGAUAUAAAGUCUUCUUGUUUGGUACUGCCCAUGUCUUUGAGGCAUCAGCAUGGCAGAGCUGUUCCGAGGAGCAUCAGGGUUCUUCUGGAGAGGAACAGGAUGGGAGUAACUGAGAGCUCUGGAAGGGGUCCCUUCCCUCCAGGAACGAGCUGCCAGCUUCCCUAGGCUGCACAAGACCAGAAACUGCUUUUUCUUUGGCUGCUAACACAGGAGGCUUGGUGACAAGGGCUUGGGGUGGUUUAGGACAGCACAGCUUUCACAAAAGGACUGAGAUUGCCUCAGAGCUGCACGGGCUGGUUCAGGCAGUGUUUGUGUUCCCAGGAGCAGGACAAGGUGGGAGCUGCCAGCCCGGACUCCGUGACACCGCCGGGCACUUGGUGCCAGCUUUGAUGUGUGCAGGGCACGGCAGGACGUGGCCAGGGCUGGGCAUGGGCUGUGUGUGAGCCCUGUGGCCCUGCCAUGCACCCCGUGGGGGUUGGGGACAGCAGCUUCUCCCGCGGGGCCGUGCAGAGCCAGACCCUGUCCCGCAGCCACUGCCGCAACAUCAAGCAGAAGAUCUCGCAGUGGGAGGGCAGGACACGGGGCUGCCCCAGCAAGGACAGGCCCCAGCCCAAGGACUUUGGAGUAAAGUAUGAGCCCAGCUGCAAUGCACUACCCAAAGUGAAGGCAGAACGCACAGAGAAUGGCAGAAGGGCUGGCUCCAAAGAUCCAAAGAGCCUGGGGUUGGAUUUCAGGGAAGGUGCACGGAGCUGCUGGCAGACUGGGGGCUGUGGUGGCCCAGCCAAGGAGAAAGGAGAAGCGCAAUCAGGCUUCCUGACCCCGGAGGUGACACUGCCCCCAGGGAACUUCUAUACCUCACAAGCUCUGUGGAGGAGAGCAGAUCCCCCCCUGCCUGGCAGAACCUCUCCUGUUGCCUUGGACCUCCAGAGGAAGCGAGGCAGCUCUGGCUCCACGGAAAGAGAACUGCAAAUCAAAGGAGUGGACGCUCUCUGCAGGGCAGAGAGGAGCUUGAGAAACAUUUACUCUGAGGUUGAGGGGCAAGAGGAGGAGGCAGCUCCUGAUCCACCACCCAAACCCCGCAGGACUUUCCGCUACCUGGCAGAGAAGGGUGCUGGUGGUCGUAGAGCUGCCAGUGCCACCAGGGAAGGUCCCCUGCAAAAGCAGUGUGGAAGGGACUUGGUGUCAUCCUCCAACAACCCUGAGAAGAAAAUAGCCAGCAGGAGGAUCAGAGGGAGAGCCCAGAGGAAAUCUUUUGAGUUUGAGGACAUCCAGGGCUUCCGCAAGCGCUCGGCGGGCGGCGGCUCCCACAGACCCCGGGAGGAGACAAAUGGCACUGCAGGAUCCAGGCUGCUCUGCACUCAGUCUGAAGACAACAUCUACGAGGACAUUAUCUGUCCUACAAAAGAACAUCCCUAUGAAGAUAUCAGAGCACUGCCCUUGCCCCUGUGGAAGGUCCCAUCUGUCUGGAAGCUUCCCCCUCCCCGGAGCAUCAGCAGGGCACCCAAGCCUCCCCCAAAACCUCCCUUCCUCAGCCGUAAGUCACUGGAGCUGAAGCCCUCCCAGACAAAUUUCCUGGGGAAGGUGGGGAAGGAGACCUCCCUGCCUGUCACUCUGUCUGAGUGGAAGCUGUUCCAAGCAGUGGAGGCUGCCAGCAGGAGAAAGAACCUGCCCUGGCUGGUACUAAAAAUACAGGAGAUCUUUGAUUCCAAGCGUGGAAAGCGGAAGGUGAAGCUGCUCAGUCCUGCUGGGAGAGAAGCAACUCCAGUGAAAGGUGAAACCAGCGGGAAUGAAAGCGAUACGGAAAAUCAGCCCAAAAGUGUGUGGCAGUGCCAGCCCAGGCUGCUUUGGGGUUUUUUGCUCUCCCCAGGUCACCACAGGUGCCUGAGGCGCUCGGCCUCCAGGAGGAACCCACACUACCAGACCUUGGAGAGGGAUCUCAUCGAGCUCCAGGAGCAGCAGCUCUUCGAGCUCUUCGUGGUGGUGUCCCUGCACAAGAAGGCAUCUGAGGUCACCUACACACCACACAUCAUCCAGCAGUUCCCCAGCAAGCCUGAACAUCCCUUCAGACCAUCAAAGGACACUGAAGAGAGGCUAAAGGUCAUUCCCAAAUUCUGCUUUCCAGAUCCCAAAGACUGGUUCCCUUCAUCAGACCUUAAAAGUGAAACCUUUUCCUUCGUGCUGACGGGGGAGGACGGCAGCCGCUGGUUCGGGUACUGCAGGAAGCUCCUGCCAGAAGGGAAAGGGAAGCGCCUGCCCGAGGUGUACUGCAUCGUGAGCCGCCUGGGCUGCUUCAACCUCUUCUCCAAGAUCCUGGAUGAGGUGGAGAAGAGGAGGGAGAUGUCCCCAGCCCUGGUGCACCCCUUCAUGCGCAGCGUGAUGGAGGCGCCGUUCCCCGCCCCGGGCCGCACCAUCACCGUCAGGAGCUUCCUGCCAGGAGCAGGAGAUGAGGUAACACAGGUGAUGGAGCUGUGCCGCCCCUUGGACUCCAGGCUGGAGCACGUGGACUUUGAGUGCCUCUUGCAGUGUCUGAGUGUGUCCCACACCAUCCGGGUGUUUGCCUCUCUCCUGCUGGAAAGGAGGGUCAUCUUUGUGGCUGACAACUUAAGCACUCUGUCUAAAUGUGGGCACGCUGCAGUGGCAACACUUUACCCCUUCACCUGGCAGCACACCUACAUCCCUGUCCUGCCAGCUUCCAUGAUCGACAUCGUGUGCUCUCCGACCCCAUUCCUCAUUGGCAUCCUCUCCUGCUCCCUGCCACAGCUCUGGGACCUGCCCCUAGAGGAGGUUCUGAUUGUUGAUCUUUGUGCUGACAAGUUCUUGCAAGAGGUAUCAGAUGAGGAUGAGAUCCUGCCCCACAAACUGCAGGCUGCACUUGUACAAGUCCUGGAAGAGCGGAGUGAAAUCCUGUCACACGAGCAGAGUGACACACAAGGUGCCACGAGCCUGAACUCCCUGGUCUCGGAGGCUUUUGUGCAGUUCUUCGUGGAGAUCGUGGGGCACUACUCGCUGCACAUGAGCGUGACGGAGCAGGGCCAGCGCGUGUUCCAGCGCGAGCCCUUCCGCAAGAGCCACGGCUCGCGCACCGUGCGCCACUUCCUGCACUGCUUCAUGGAGACCCAGAUGUUCGCCGGCUUCAUCCAGGACCGCGAGCUCAGCAAGAGCCUGGCCAAAGGCCUUUUUGAGGUCCGUGCCUUGGAGUAUUUGGAGCGUAUUCCAGAGACAGAACGAACUGGAAUGAACAAAAUCCUUCGCAGCCUUGGCAGUAAAAUGAAAUUCCUCCAGAAGAAGUGACCGGGCGCUGCUGCGGGACAGCGGCGGAGGGGGAACCACAGACCCCGACCAGGACAGACUGAGCUGGGCCCCGGGGGGGCCGGGCUGGGCUGGGGGCUCCGGGUGUGCUGCGGGAACAACCGGCACGGGCAUCCAUAACGGCCCAGGGAUCCGUAACAGCCCAUGGAUCAAUAACCAGUUCCAUGGAUCGAUAACAGCCCAUGGAUCGAUAACAGCUCCUGGAUCAACGACGAGUUCCAUGGACUGAUAACAGCCCGUGGAUCGAUAACGGGUUCCAUGGAUCAAUAACAAGUUCCAUAGACUGAUAAUAGCUCAUGGAUCGAUAACCAGGUCCUCAGACCGAUAACCAGUCCCAUGGAUCAAUAACAGCUCAUCGAUCCGA